Molecule: messenger RNA, 1869 nt
Organism: Acipenser ruthenus (sterlet)
Lineage: Eukaryota; Metazoa; Chordata; Actinopteri; Acipenseriformes; Acipenseridae
Product: inositol 1,4,5-triphosphate receptor associated 2-like
Exons: 16
Coding region: 39-1781 (580 amino acids)
Biological process (GO): telomere localization; chromosome localization to nuclear envelope involved in homologous chromosome segregation; spindle assembly
Cellular component (GO): chromosome, telomeric region; lateral element; meiotic nuclear membrane microtubule tethering complex
Molecular function (GO): dynein complex binding
Source: RefSeq, a predicted model, not a curated record
ACCAGAUUCCUCACCAAGGACUCCGUGAAGCAUGAAAAAUGUGUUCGAGAAGUACCUCUGUUUCACCCUUUCUCCAUCGACCCAAUAGUGAUAACGGUGCAGUGAUUGGACUCCCGAAAGUGUCACCCGAAGACAUGUCGAGCAUAACGAAUGAGCAGAAACCAGACGGAGACUGUGACGGCAGGAGUCGUAGCUGUCCCGGUAGUAUUAUAUCCAAGUGCGAUGUCAAAAAUAAAUUAAUAGACACACCAAGCGUUGGUCAGACGGUGAAUGUGCCUACAGGCAGUUGUGACGUUUAUAGCUGUGAAGGGCAGAGUACUGCUGAGGAUGAGGAUGAGGAUGAUAUUAUCAGUUCUGUAUUCAAGAUCUGUGAUCCUGCUGAAACAGGAAAAGUGUUGAGUUUCAUAGUCUUUGAAAUCGUGCAAAAUAUCACAGGAGCUGGUGAUGAUCAGCUGGGGAAGUUGCUCAUGAAGCUGGAUGAGGAGCAGCUUGGGGUGUAUCUGGAUUUCCCAACCUUUCAGGAGAAAAUGAAACAGUGGAUUGAAGACUGCCGCAAUGCCAGUCAGUUUGAAACAGAUGAAAGCACCUGUGACUCAGAAACUACAUGCGUGACCCCUCUAACAGAAGAAACUGUAGAAGAACAAGAACACAGACGUGAAAAUGGAUCUGACCUGAAAUGGGUUGGGAAGAGCGAUGCCAUUGCAGAACUUGUGCAUUCCAAAAGGAGGCUUUCCGUGGAGAAUGAAGAACUUCACAAAACCGUGGAGAUGUCAGAUAGCACCAACACACAUCUCCUGGAGGAGAACGUGGCUCUCAAAAGUCAGAUAAAGAGGAUCCAGCACACUAUGGCCCAGGCUGCAAGUAUAAGAGAGGAACUGGAGGAAAUUAGGGGAGCUUUAAAAAAGAAAAAAAUCAUGAACACCAAAUUAGAAAUGGUCAUAAAACAACUGGAAAAGAAAAAUGAAAUGCUGACAGCAAAAAUUAACUCACUCACUGACGAGGAAGGUAAAAUGUUUCUACAAAGACAAGCUGACCAGAAAAAAAUUAACCAACUGAAUGCUACUGUGCAUGAACUGGAGGUGCAACUUGAAGAAUUGAAAGUCAUUUUAUUGGCAAAGGAGGAGUUGGUUGCAAAGAAUGAUUGCACUAUUGCACAGCUAAACUGCUCACUAGAUGAAUACACUACAGUUACACAGGAUUUGCGACAGAAGUUGAAGAGCUUACAAGACCUGUUAGGUGAUACUCAGCAGGAAGCAGUCUUGCAAGGAGAAGGUGAUGUGUUUCAAGGAGUUCGUGGCACAGAAGUUUCACCUGUCCUAGGCUGUUACUCUCUGGAAUUUGAAAUAGCAGAGUGUGAAAAACAGAUUCAGCCGGAAAAUAAGGUAAUUCCAGAGAAGUCAAUAUGGGGAAAAGAGCUACCUCCUGUACAAAAACUGGCUAAAAUGGCUAUACCACUGGACGACACUGUUGGAGGUGAAAAUUCUGGCCUAGCUAAAUUACCUCGAGCCCUGUAUGAAGAUAGGACAUCCCUGAGAGAGCCUUCCUUCUCAUACAAAAAAAGCCUCCAUCAGCAGUUUGAGAGAGUGUACCAUUAUGCUCUUCCCAUUAGCCUGGUGGGCCUGUCACUACUGUGUAUCUACAGCCUUCUCCUGCCUGCUUUCAUGCCUGCCUCCCAGGGGGAGUGUGGUGCAUCAACCUGCAGGCUUUCAAUGUGGCGCAACUUCUGGUAUUUCCUUGUGCCGCAGUGGGGUCUGCGACACAUGAUCCCUCCUCCUGUUUGACCGUCCACUAACAUAACCCUGUUACUUCAUUGUGUUUUACUGGCCUUGUUGUUGUGCUGUACUGUUGAAAUAAAUAGACAGAGUUAAA